Molecule: messenger RNA, 720 nt
Organism: Parnassius mnemosyne (clouded apollo)
Lineage: Eukaryota; Metazoa; Arthropoda; Insecta; Lepidoptera; Papilionidae
Source: the annotation of a GenBank genome assembly
AUGGCUAUUGGUGCGGGAAUGUCGUGUGUUAAAUACCUUCUAUUUUGCUUCAAUCUUUUGUUUGCGAUAACCGGAUUUAUUAUUUUGAUAGUUGGAAUCUGGGUUGAAGCUAGCUCCCAUCCCUACAUUGAUCUGACUGAUGAGAACUUCUAUACAUCUGGUCCAAUUGUUCUGAUUAUUGUUGGAAUAAUUGUGUUCAUAGUCGCAUUCUUCGGCUGCUGCGGAGCUGUGAAGGAGAAUCAUUGCAUGAUAGUAACGUUCUCAGUGUUUUUGCUGAUCAUCUUCGUAGCAGAGCUUGCGGUUGGUAUCGCGGGCUAUGUGAAGCACCAGGAUUUGGAGACCUCCAUAGAGCGCCACCUCAACGCGACCAUCAAGAACUACCCCACUAGCAAAGAUGUACGGGACACUUUCGACAUCCUUCAGACUGAUUUGCAAUGCUGCGGCAUUUACGGCCCAGGAGACUGGAAGAACAACUCAAUACCGAUCCCGGACACGUGUUGCGCCGGCCAGGAGAUCAAGAACGGCUUGACAGUGCCCUGCACCCCGGACUCGCCCGGCUUCCACACGGCGGGCUGCCUCGGCAAGCUGGUGCCGUUCUUCAACGAUAUGGCCGUGUUGCUCGGCGGAGUUGGACUCGGAAUAGCUAUGGUGCAGCUUCUUGGAGUUAUUUUCGCCUGCUGCCUCGCUCGUUCUAUUCGGAACCAAUAUGAAACUGUAUAA